Manihot esculenta (cassava) is the source of this 1638-nucleotide messenger RNA. RefSeq names its product pentatricopeptide repeat-containing protein At4g35850, mitochondrial. Gene Ontology annotation, molecular function: protein binding. The transcript is spliced from 13 exons. The record is from RefSeq and is a predicted model, not a curated record. Lineage: Eukaryota; Viridiplantae; Streptophyta; Magnoliopsida; Malpighiales; Euphorbiaceae. Gene Ontology annotation, cellular component: mitochondrion. Bases 128 to 1465 code for a protein of 445 amino acids.
UUAACGGUUAAAACGGUGUGUUUUCAUGCAAAUUUCAGUUCAGACUUCAGAGGCAGCAAGAGAAUUUGCGAGCUUGAAAACCAGAGAAACUCUGCUCUAAACCCUACUCUCACUCCGGUCUUCAACAAUGAAAUUCCUAAUUCAAUCGCUUUUUGGUCACCGGCGGCCACUGCUUCGGGAGUUGGGUCGCCGCUAUUUCUCUGUCUCCUCCGAAGACUACGCCAAGAGGAACUACGCCAAUAAUGUUUCAGAGUACAAUACUGUUGUUAGCUCUCUCACUGCUCAGCGCAGGUAUUUUCUAUUGAGGGAUGUGUACGAUGAUAUGAUGAUUGACGGAGUGCAGCCUACUCGGGAUACAUUCCAUUCUUUGAUAGUUGGGACCAUGAAAGGCGCUCGCUUGCAGGACACCUUUUUCUUCAGAGACCAAAUGAAAGCUAUGGGUUUGGUUCCUGAUGUAACCUUAUACAACUUUUUAAUCUCAACCUGUGGGAAGUGCAGGAAUUCUGACCAGGCAGUGCAGAUUUUGGAAGAAAUGAAGAAAUAUGAAGUGAAGCCAAAUGGACAAACCUAUGUAUGCCUACUUAAUGCAUGUGCAGCAGCUGGUCGACUAGAACGAGUGUAUGCAAUUGUUCGGGAUAUGACUGCAGCUGGUGCUGACUUGAACAAGUUCUGCUAUGCGGGACUGAUCACUGCACAUAUUAACAAGAUUCCAGUAUCAGAUGAUACAGCCACCAAAAUAAUUGAGUUUGUUGAGCGGUCAAAGGGAUGGUCAUCAGUUGACCCAACACGUUACAAUGCUGAAAAUGUGAUGAUGGGUGUUUCUGAAGAGGAAUUGUACAGUUUACCUACUGCUGAUUAUGUUCAUAGGCGUGGAGGAUUUUUGAAUAGACAACUAACUGUUUAUCAUGUUGCACUUCAUGCUUGUGCAGAACUUAAGAAUGUUGAGGCAAUGGAAACGAUAUUAGAAAUGCUCAAGAAGGAUGGAAAGUCUCCAGAUGUGUUCAUUGUGAUGCAAACAAUGAGGUGCUAUCUACGUUCUGGAGACAUUGAUAGUGGUCUUAGAACUUUUGAAGACUACAUGAAUUCUGGGAAGCCUCCCAUGGUUGAGCUAUACACAACGCUUGUAGAAGGAGCCAUGGUAGGGUAUACUCCCAAGGGAAUGCAACUUGCUCAAGACACACUGGUAAAUAUGAAUUCUAGAAACUUUUUCUUGAGUCCAAAACAAGGAAGCGAGCUCCUCCUUGUAGCAGCUGGUGAAAAGACUGGUGGAUAUACAACUGCUAAUUUUAUAUGGGACCUGAUGCAAGCUCGUAAAAUAACCCCAUCAUUUCCAGCCGUGGAAGCAUACUACAAGGGUCUAAAAGGACGCGAGAUACCUGAAGAUGAUCCACGACUGUUAUUAGUGUCUCGUACCUACGACAACAUUCGUCCGAGAUAUGGAGGUGGCGCAGCCGGCCGGCAGUAAUUCUUUGAUACAGAACAUAAUUUUGUUGUAUCAAAGCAAAGACCUUUGAAGUUCAAAUAUAACUUCAAAGAGAUUUUGAUGUUCCAUAGUCGGUUGAUUGAUGCUAUUCCAUUAAUUAAAUAAUUGAAUCUUCUUUCCCUUAAAAAGAGAAAAACUCGAAUUUUCUUGCCCCA